Hansenula ciferrii is the source of this 2130-nucleotide messenger RNA. It is a transcript of the gene CBK1, whose product is annotated as serine/threonine protein kinase CBK1. Gene Ontology annotation, biological process: peptidyl-threonine phosphorylation; actomyosin structure organization. Lineage: Eukaryota; Fungi; Ascomycota; Saccharomycetes; Phaffomycetales; Wickerhamomycetaceae. The record is from RefSeq and is a predicted model, not a curated record. The coding region runs from base 1 to 2130 and encodes 709 amino acids. The transcript has a single exon. Gene Ontology annotation, molecular function: protein serine/threonine kinase activity; ATP binding. Gene Ontology annotation, cellular component: cytoskeleton; cytoplasm.
AUGUAUUCUGAUCAAUAUAAUCAACAACAAAAACAACAGCAGAACCAGAGGAAUGGAUUCGUCCAACCUCCUGCUCAGUUCAGCUCGAACUACAUGAGAGCUCAGAAUUCUCAACAAUCUUUGCAACAACAACUAUACGAACAGCAAUAUCAACAACAACAACAACAACAACAAGCCCAGGCUCAACAACAACAAGAAUAUUAUCAACAGCAGCAAUACUAUCAACAACAGCAACAACAAGCUCAAGCUCAAGUUCAAGCUCAACAACAACAAGCUCAACAGCAAGCCCAGCAACAACAAUUCAUGAAGAUGCAAAACACCAUGCCUCCUCCAGCUGUUCCAAUGAAUAUACCGUCAACACCUCCAAAUGCAUAUCAAUCACCAUAUUCAACUUCACCAGGUCAAUUAAGUAAUUUUAGUUCAACUUCAUUGCAUCAACAAGCUCAUCAACAACCUCCUCAAAGUCCUAAAUUUCAUCAACCUCAAGUCCCAGCAUCACCAACAAGAUCCAUUAGAAGUAAUCAUUUAACUCCAGUUUAUUCGAAUACAAGUUCUUUAGCAUCGAAAAGUAAUCUUGAUUUAUCAAGUACUUUAAAUAAUAAUGGCAUUGGUAAUAAUAAUGUUAAAAUCCAACCAAAUCCACCUCAACCAACUCAACAAUCAAAUAGUAAUUAUGUUUAUUUUGAAAGAAGACCAGAUGUUUUCAAAAAACAUACACAAGAUAAAGCAGCUGCAGUAAAAUUAAGAUUAGAAAAUUUUUAUCAAAUGUCUGUUACUCAUGCAGUUGAAAGAAAUCAAAGAAGAGUUGAUUUAGAACAUAAAUUACAAAAUGAUGAAGGAUCAGAAGAACGUAAAAAUCGUCAAUUACAAAGUCUUGGUAGAAAAGAAUCACAAUUUUUAAGAUUAAGAAGAACAAGAUUAUCUCUUGAUGAUUUUGAAACUGUUAAAGUUAUUGGUAAAGGUGCUUUUGGUGAAGUUAGAUUAGUUCAAAAAAAAGAUACUGGUAAAAUUUAUGCUAUGAAAACUCUAUUAAAAUCUGAAAUGUAUAAAAAAGAUCAAUUAGCUCAUGUUAAAGCUGAAAGAGAUGUUUUAGCUGGUAGUGAUUCUCCAUGGGUUGUUUCAUUAUAUUAUUCAUUCCAAGAUGCUCAAUAUUUAUAUUUAAUUAUGGAAUUUUUACCAGGUGGUGAUUUAAUGACUAUGUUAAUUAGAUGGCAAAUUUUCACUGAAGAUAUUACAAGAUUUUAUAUGGCUGAAUGUGUUUUAGCAAUUGAAGCUAUUCAUAAAUUAGGUUUUAUUCAUAGAGAUAUUAAACCUGAUAAUAUUUUAAUUGAUAUUCGUGGUCAUAUAAAAUUAUCAGAUUUUGGUUUAUCAACAGGUUUCCAUAAAACUCAUGAUUCAAAUUAUUAUAAAAAAUUAAUGGAUCAAGAUAAUAAAAAUUUACAACAACCUCAACCUUUACAACAACCAGGUUCAAGAAAUACAAUGAUGGUUGAUGCAAUUCAUUUAACAAUGUCAAAUCGUCAACAAAUUCAAACUUGGAGAAAAUCAAGAAGAUUAAUGGCAUAUUCUACAGUGGGGACACCAGAUUACAUUGCGCCAGAAAUUUUCAUUCAUCAAGGUUAUGGACAAGAAUGUGAUUGGUGGUCAUUAGGUACAAUUAUGUUUGAGUGUCUUGUUGGUUGGCCACCAUUUUGUUCAGAAACUCCACAAGAAACUUAUAGAAAAAUUUUAAAUUUUCAAGAAACUUUACAAUUUCCUGAUGAUAUUCAUUUAAGUCCAGAAGCUGAAAAUUUAAUUAGAAGAUUAUUAACCCAUUCAGAUCAUAGAUUAGGUAGACAUGGAGGAGCUGCAGAAAUUAAAAGUCAUCCAUUUUUCAGAGGUGUUGAUUGGGAUACUAUAAGAAAUGUUGAUGCACCAUUUAUUCCAAAAUUGAAAAGUAUUACAGAUACAAGAUUUUUCCCAACUGAUGAAUUAGAAAAUGUACCAGAGAAUCCAGCAUUAAUUAAAGCUGAAAGACAAAGAGAACAAAAUAAUGUUCCAAAUUCAUCAGGUGAUAGUAAAGAAGAUUUACCAUUUAUUGGUUAUACAUAUUCAAGAUUUGAUUAUUUAACAAGAAAAAAUGCAUUAUAA